Molecule: messenger RNA, 894 nt
Organism: Gossypium arboreum
Lineage: Eukaryota; Viridiplantae; Streptophyta; Magnoliopsida; Malvales; Malvaceae
Product: ferredoxin-thioredoxin reductase, variable chain
Exons: 2
Coding region: 176-661 (161 amino acids)
Biological process (GO): photosynthesis
Source: RefSeq, a predicted model, not a curated record
GAUUAUGAUUUGAAUAUGUUAAACACGUUACAUAUUAUCAUACGCCCCGACGUAUAAGAUCAACCAAAGGCCAAAAGACUGGUAAUAAAAGACUCCACGCUGACGCUCCCUCCUUCCCUUUCCUCUAUCUAACGGUAAAGGAAACAAUCUGUGGUUCGAAAAGCCAGAAUAGAAUAUGAGUACAAGUACGGCCACGUCCGGUACAUGUUUGAUCAUAUGCUCCAAUGGAAAAUCAUCUCUCGAAACCAAAACCUCCACGAUGAUUACGUUGAAAUCGUCGUCGUUUCCUUCCCGUUUAACCGCCGUUUCUAUAAAGGCGAGGACGAGAGUUGUUUCCUGCCGAGCUGUCUCCACCGCUUCCGUCGACAAGGACGAGAAAGACGCGUCGAUUUCGGGAUCGGAGGAAGACCCAGAGGCGGCUAAAGUUGGGGCAAAGGUUAGGGUAAAAGUGCCUCUCAAAGUUUACCACGUGCCUCGCGUCCCUGAGGUGGAUCUGAACGGCAUGGAAGGAGUGAUUAAACAAUUCGUGGGGGUGUGGAAAGGGAAAAGGAUUUCAGCUAAUCUACCUUACAAGGUGGAGUUCGUCACUGAGAUUGAAGACCGAGGACCUGUCAAGUUCUUAGCCCAUCUUAAAGAGGAUGAAUUGGAAUUCCUUGAUUAAAAUCCUGAUUCUUAUCUGUAUGCCAGGCAAAAUACUUUCUAUCUUAUAACUAAAAAAACCCCAAUAAAUGCUCACUGUUGUAUGUAAUUUUCACCUUUCAGUUCUACCUGGGAAUGGGCAUUUCUUUGCUUUUUUGUUUAUUAAGUGUAGCAUUGAAGUUUCCAUAUCCAUAGGUUAACUUCAAAAGAUACUACUUUUAAAGCCUGCUAACAAGUUAACUGCUUAUUCGUGUA